UACCCAUAACAAUUAUUCCGGUCCAGAUUAACUGAUUUAAACAAAUGUCAGACUAUUUACAGACAUUGACAGGAUUCUUGUAUAUUUCAGGUGUUCUCUGUAAAACCUGUUUCAAUGUUACUUACACCCAUCAGAGAAUAUCUGCCUUGAUCGGCUCAACAGUAGAUCUUCCCUGCACAUACCAACAUCCAAAUAACCACACAGUCAUAGAAAUGAACUGGUAUAUACAAGGAGAACGUGAUGAGGCACCAACAAACCUGAGUUCAUUGCCAGAGUAUUCAGGUCGUGUGAAGUACCUUGGAGAUAAUAUGAGUGACUGUACCCUGAGAAUCACAGACCUGAGAGAGACUGACUCAGCUGAGUACAAGUUCAUAUUUAAAACACAGUUUGCUGACAAAAAAAUUGCAGAGUGGGGGUACAGCUUCCCAGGAACAACUCUGACUGUCUCAGGACAUGUUCUCCUGUCUUCUUGGGUUCCCGUGGUCACAGUGGGGGCCGUCCUGACUGUUGCAGUUCUUCUAGUCACCAUCUACUGUACCCUGAGGAGGAGAUCUACAGGAGGAAGUGACGCUACAACAGACCCACAGAGUGUCCAUCCUGAUCCUAAUAGUGACAUGUACUCAGCUCUGAACAUGAGAAACAGAUCAACAGACUACGACACUUUAAAUACUCACCCAUUGACCAACCAACAGAUAGAUGCAGAGAUAGAUGUUUAUGAGAACUUAUGAGAACCACCACAGAAUCUGGACUGAAGAGAACCACCACAGAACCUGGAUUGUAAAGAACUACCACAGAAUCUGGACUGAAGAGAACCACCA
Molecule: messenger RNA, 818 nt
Organism: Esox lucius (northern pike)
Lineage: Eukaryota; Metazoa; Chordata; Actinopteri; Esociformes; Esocidae
Product: myelin-oligodendrocyte glycoprotein
Exons: 5
Coding region: 45-728 (227 amino acids)
Source: RefSeq, a predicted model, not a curated record